AUGGCACCCCGCACAAACAACCGUCGCCGCGUGACCGGAUCCAGCGGAAGGAGGAGGGAAGGAGGAGAGAGUGAGCCGCAGAGGCCCAACAUGUCCCGGCGUGUGUUUGCUUCCGCGGUGCUGCUCCUAUUUGUCGUGAUGAUGUGCUCCAGUGGUGGGGCUUCGAACGCCGUGACGAGUAAUUCGGGGAAUGUGCAAUUGCCUCAUACGGUCGAUCUAUUUUUGCCGAAUCAGACGCUGGUUGUACCGGAAGAUGGAACUUCUCAAGGUACGCCGAGGGAUUCGUUUGCCUCACCCUCUCUCGUCAGUGCUGGUGGAGUAAUUGCUGUUUUUGCCGAGGGUCGCAUGGAAACCAAAUAUCAAGGUGAUCAAUCAAGUAAGCCGUCUUCUGAUGUUGUUGCGGAGUACAUCGACUCUGCGUGGAAUUGGUUCACUCAUGUUGGUGAGGUCGAUAAAGGAACAUGGCGGGCACACACCGUGCUUGGUAAAGCGGAGGGAAAGGGGGGUUUGGAUGUUGUGCUCCGCCCCACGACCACCAUGAAGGGCAAUAAGGUGUUUCUUCUUGCGGGAGGCUUUGGUGAGCUCAAGGAAAGUGGUAGGAACUGGAAAUGGGGCAAAUUUGAGCUGAAACUGGUUGUGGGUGAUGUCACGAAUCCCACGGGUGGCAAGCUGAGUGAACGUAUCAAAUGGGGCCCAAUCAGGUCUCCAUUGAACGAGAGUACUAUAGCUGCUCACAAAGUUAACUUGACGGAGUUUGUUGCUUCUGGUGGCUCAGGUGUUCUGAUGGAGGAAGGCACCAUUGUGUUUCCACUGAUGGCGAAGAGCGGAAAUGAAACAGAAGACGUUUACUCCAUGAUCAUUUACUCGACGGACGACGGCGAAAAAUGGUCGCUCUCAACGGGCAUGUCCCCUGCGAAAUGCUUUAACCCCCGCAUCACCGAAUGGAAGGGAUCACUUCUCAUGAUUGUUGACUGCGAGAAUGGCCAGAGUGUGUUCGAGUCGCGUGACAUGGGGAAAACGUGGACGGAGGCAGUCGGGACACUCUCAGGCGUGUGGGUCAAGUCACGAUCAGGAUUCCGUUGGGACGAAGGCUUGCGCGUGGAUGCCCUCAUCACCGCGACCAUUGAGGGAAUGAAGGUCAUGCUGUACACUCAGAGAGGGUACGCCUCGGGGGAGAAAGAGGCCAAUGCGCUCUGCCUUUGGGUCACGGACAACAACCGCACUUUUCACAUCGGACCGCUUUUUGGGGAGGAUAAUGUGAAUGAGACGUUUUCCAGCAACCUGCUGUACUCGGAUGGUGCGUUGCACCUUUUAAAGGAGAGGGCCAAUGAAAAAGGCAGUGCCAUUUCACUUGCCCGCCUGACUGAUGAGCUGAAGACGAUCAAUUCCGUCCUCAGUACUUGGGCACAGCUGGACGCCUUCUUUUCCAAGUCGUCCACACCCACGGCUGGUCUGGUUGGAUUCCUGUCCAAUACGUCGUCUGGUGGCGACACGUGGAUCGACGAGUACCGCUGCGUGAAUGCAUCCGUGACGAAGGCAGCGAAGGUCAAAAAUGGGUUCAAAUUCAAGGGGCCUGGAUCCAUGGCAAAAUGGCCCGUGAACAGCCGGGAGGAUAACAGACAGUACGGCUUUGUGAACCACAGAUUCACUCUUGUGGCGACGGUGGCCAUCCACCAGGUUGCGAAGGGGAGCACUUCUCUGCUGGGUGCGGGUCUGGAUGCACCCGUCAGCACGAACUUCAUUGGGCUGUCGUACAGCGUGAAUAAAACGUGGGAGACGGUGUUUGAUGGGAAGAAAACGACAUCGAACACCACUUGGGAGCUGGGGAAAGAACACCAGGUGGCGCUCAUGCUGCAGGACGGCAACAAGGGCUCCGUGUACGUGAAUGGUAAGAUUGUGGGGAGCCCAGAGACUAUAACAACACUUGGGGCGCUGGGACAUGAAAUCACACAAUUCUAUUUUGGUGGAGGCGAGGGAGACAUCAACAGCAAUUUGACAGUGAAGAACGUCUUUCUGUACAACCGCCCACUGAGUGUCGGUGAACUAAAAAUGGUCAGGAAGAGCGACGAUAAAAAAGGAAACGGUGGCGGCAAAAAAGGAAACGGUGACGGCUCCAUGCGUGGGGGCGUGUCGCGGUUGCUGCUGCUGCUGGGGCUGGGUUUUUGCGCCUUUGUGGCCCUUUACUGA
Molecule: messenger RNA, 2187 nt
Organism: Trypanosoma cruzi
Lineage: Eukaryota; Euglenozoa; Kinetoplastea; Trypanosomatida; Trypanosomatidae
Product: trans-sialidase, putative
Exons: 1
Coding region: 1-2187 (728 amino acids)
Biological process (GO): ganglioside catabolic process; oligosaccharide catabolic process
Cellular component (GO): intracellular membrane-bounded organelle; cytoplasm; membrane
Molecular function (GO): exo-alpha-sialidase activity
Source: RefSeq, a predicted model, not a curated record